Messenger RNA from Truncatella angustata, 1761 nucleotides. RefSeq lists its product as uncharacterized. The record is from RefSeq and is a predicted model, not a curated record. Gene Ontology annotation, molecular function: protein binding. Lineage: Eukaryota; Fungi; Ascomycota; Sordariomycetes; Amphisphaeriales; Sporocadaceae. Bases 1 to 1761 code for a protein of 586 amino acids. The transcript has a single exon.
AUGGAUCGUCUUUCGCCUGAGCUCCUGCAUAUCGUGGUGUUGUUCCUGGACAUCAAGGACCGGCUCAACUUCCGCCUUGUUAGCAAGAACUUGUCGGUCAUCGCUGGCGCACACAUUCUCCCCGAGGUCUCAUUCCAUCUUCAUGCCAAAGACCUGGCGAAGCUGAGGGGAAUUGCUGCUAAUUCAGUCCUGGCACGCAAUGUCAAGUCCUUGACAUACUUCGCAGCGCGCUUGGAGGCCCUGCCCUUUACUUAUGAACAAUAUGUACACGAUCAUCAGCAGACGAUACAAUUUUCGUUGAUUGAUCUGGAACUGACGGAGUUACGUAAAUGGAAGCUGUUUCAAUCUCCAGCACAACUGAAAGCACACUACGAGACGUACCUGGAGAUGGUAGCCUCGCAAAAUGCUCUCAUUGCAGACCAGAUGGACCGUCUGUGUCUUGAGGAAGUCCUCCCAAGUUUCCCAAACUUGCAGCAAAUUACAAUGUCUUCGGGGCAUGAGUUCUACGAAGGCCGUAACAAUCCAAAGAGUGUAUAUGAUGGAUGUCUACGGGACGCCCAUGAUUAUGCAUUUCCUCCGGGAGUUGCACAGCUGGAGGUAUUGCUCCAAAGCCUCGCGCAUCACCGGCUCAGCAUCCAAGAGUUACGCGCAGGUUCCAUGAGCUGGCGUUUCUUCGACAAGGAACCUGAUGUUUUAUCCCGUUUGUUCGCGCCAUUGCACAACUUGAAAUACAUCGAUCUUGUUCUGGAGAUCCAGGCGGACGAUAAUGGAGUUGUUAUCACCGAUGACAUUAGCAAAUGCCGCAGUUUAUUAAAGAGUGGCGGCCUGAGAAAUCUUUUGACGUCGAUGCCUGGUUUGGAUACUCUUGCGGUCGCCGUCCGUGGCGAUUGGGAGGAUCGCAAACCUGCUGCGUCUCUCAACUGGAUUAUAGCUCCAGAUCACCACUGGCCAACCUUGUCAACUUUAGUACUCGAAGGUUUUGAUUGCACCAGGGAAGACCUCUGGAAAUUCUUGGAGCUACACAGGAAUUCCUUGUCCGAUAUAUGCCUGAGAGACGUUAGCCUGACUAAGGGCUCGUGGCAAAAGCUUUUACCCGAUGUUAGAUCCACACUACAGCUACAAGAGGUAUGCUUCUGCGGGCGUCUCAGCGGUUAUCCUGAAGGAUCGGAAGAAACGGCAUAUGGCUGGGAUGGCUCGGACGGCGCGAGUAGCCUAGUCGAAGUGCAUGAUCUUUGGACACCUGAAAGCGGCCCAUCCGAUAUGAGGAGCUCGGUCAACUGCUAUUGCAGACAAGGGGGCAAGGACUAUCCCGAUGAGCUACCUCUUAGCAACGAAGUUGUCAAGAAGUACUUUGAGAGCCACGUCCGCAAGACAAUGGCUGUCCAUUCAGAAGCAGAAGAUGAAGAGGAGAUGCGCAAAGCCGAGAAGAGAGUACACGCCAGGAUGAGAGAGAUGAACAUCUUCGGGUUUAGAGAUGCUAGACCAGAAGACAGCAGCGAUGAGUGGUCUGGCAUCUCUGGAUCUGAAUUAGACGAAGACGAUUUGUUUUUCGAGACGGAACCCCUUGACGAUUUCUCGACAGAAGAUGACACAGACUUAUCCGACAUGGUAGCACUGGAAGGAGGGUUAGAAGAACAAGAAGAAGGAGAAGGAGAAGAAGGUUCGACUGAUGAAGAAGAAACUGCCCAUAUGGUUGCAUUGGAAGAACUGUCGCAGGAUGACUCAGAUGAGGGCAAUGACAUUGACGAUGCAGAUGGUUGA